AUGAUCCAGCGGAAGCGGAUGCUUUUUUUGCUUUCAUGGCUGUGCUUGUACAAAACGGCAGCCAUUGUGCCUAUCCAGACUUCCAAGACCCAGGCGGCGAACAUUCCGCUAUCCUUGCGAGGUGGUUCCAUGUCUAUGGAUGAUGACGACAACUCUUCAGGUUCAGCAAUAAUUCGGGUAGCAUAUCAAGGGGAGCCAGGGGCCUAUUCUGAAAAGGCCACAAGAGAAUUGCUGGGUCCCAAUGUCUUUGCGGUGGGAAGACCGAGUUUUGAAGCUGCCUUCCGAGCUGUGGCGCUAAUGGAAUGCGACUAUGCAUGCCUUCCUAUUGAAAACUCUCUAGGUGGAAGCAUUCACGAGAAUUACGAUCUCAUGCUGAGAUAUCAACUGACAAUCAUUGGAGAGCACGAGUUUCGUGUGAAGCAUUGUCUUUUGGCCAAACCCGGCGUCAAACGAGAAUCCAUCAAAUAUGCCAUAUCCCACCCCCAGGCACUGGCUCAAUGCGCCAAUUUUCUGAGGGGCCUUGGCAUCACACCAAUAGCAACCUAUGAUACAGCUGGAUCCGCCAAAAUGAUUUCUGAGGGGCUCGAGCUACCUGAGAAUUGCACCCCUGAAAAUACUGCGGCUAUUGCAUCUGAUCUUGCAGGAAACAUUUACAAACUGAACUGUUUAAACAAAGGGAUAGAGGACGACGAUACCAACUUUACCCGCUUCUUAUUGUUGGCGAGGAAAGACGUUGUACAGUUUUUGAACAAGAAAAUCCCGUCCAAGACCUCUAUUGUCUUUGCGUUGCCAGAUUCGCCGGGAGCCCUCUACAAAGCACUUGCUUGCUUUUCUCUCCGGGAUAUCGAUUGUACCAAGAUCGAGAGCCGACCAACGUCAGCGUCACUGCUAAACUAUUUGAAGUUCAAGAGCCAACAGCUGGGUCGCAAGUCUCGUAACGCUGCUGCAUUGCCUCGCUUCCGAUAUUGCUUCUACUUGGACUUUACGGCUGCAGAGUUAGACGAAAACACUCAAAACGCCUUGUCACACUUGAGAGAACAAGCUGAUUUCUUAAGGAUCCUUGGUUCCUACCCGGUCAAGUCCAAGUUGGUGGGUCCGGUCGCCAGCGCAGUCAAGAGACUAAAAUUGAUAGAGGUUGACCCAAAGAGCGCAUCAGUAUCAACGCUCCCAAGCGACAUGGAGGGCAACAAGCCCUUGAACAUUGGAAUCAUUGGCUUUGGUAGCUACGGUCAAUUUCUGGCUCGAAGGAUGACUCGAAACAAUCGCGUUACUGCGCUGGACAUCCUCGACAAGUCUGCUGAGGCCAAGAAUCUCGGUGUCGAGUUUUAUCCACAUUAUGAAAUGUCCAGCUUCCUAACCGGCUUGGAUGUUGUCAUUUUCGCAGUUCCAAUGAUCAAGUUUGAAGAUGUCAUUCGUGGUCUGCCAGCAGACUUAUUCCGAAAGGUUCUGGUGGUAGAUGUGUGUCCGUUGAACUCUCAUCCCAAGGAAGUGUUGUUGAGGGUGUUCGGUGACCGUCCUGACAUUGAUAUUCUCAGCUCGCAUCCAAUGUUUGGCCCGGUGGACAUGACGGGAGGAAAACGCGGCGACGGGGUGGUGGUUGAUGAUUCGUACUCGGCUUCCGUCUGGGAUGGUCGUCCCAUGGUGUACGAGAAGGUACGGAUCUCAGAUGUCCCGCGAUGUGAACGGUAUCUCCAGAUAUUUGCAGAUGCUCGAUGCCGACUUGUUGAGAUGAACGCGGAGCAACACGAUGCUUCCAUCGCAGACGCAGAAUUUGUGACCCAUCUCAUGGGUCGGUUGCUCGUGGAUAAGGAGCUCUUGCCACCCUCACCCGUGGUGUCCAAGGAAUAUGCAGCACUUUGUGACGUUGCAGAUAUGACAUCGGGCGAUUCCUUCGACCUCUUCUUUGGAAUGUACAAAUUCAACACGAAUGCACGGAUGCACUUGACAAAAAUGCGAGAAAACUUGGCACAACUGGAACGACAACUUGCUGAAAAGGAGGCGUACAUAGCCGCCACCAAAGAGAUGCAGAAUAGCGACCGUCAAAGGCUGAUAGCCGAAACAAAGCUAUUACUCAAGGAGAUUGCGAUGAAUGGAGAGUUGGAUGGUGGCUUGCGCCAAUCGAAGCCUGCACCAGAGACCCCUGAACCAGAGAAGAAAUCUACAACGAGUAAAAAGUAG
Messenger RNA from Seminavis robusta, 2178 nucleotides. The record is from the annotation of a GenBank genome assembly. Lineage: Eukaryota; Bacillariophyta; Bacillariophyceae; Naviculales; Naviculaceae.